Messenger RNA from Penaeus vannamei (Pacific white shrimp), 1672 nucleotides. RefSeq names its product basic proline-rich protein. The record is from RefSeq and is a predicted model, not a curated record. NCBI's taxonomy places the organism in Eukaryota, Metazoa, Arthropoda, Malacostraca, Decapoda, Penaeidae.
CCUUCGGGCGCUUCGUUAAGCUCGCGAAGACCGCCCUUGCGUGUUAACCAGUGAUCACACACCCACACACAGUCCUCUUGUCGUCAGCUCGGGGUCUGCAAGGAUGCUGACGAAGAUAUGCCUCCUGCUGACGCUACUGCUGGGGGUAGUGUCAGCUCAGGUGGUCACUGAUAGAUCUGAGUGCCGUGUCUGCGGCGCCGGGUGCCAGUCGGUGGCCCGCUCGGACACCUCGUGCCCGAUCUGCGUUUGCGACGGCGUGGCGCUCCCUGACUGCCCCUUGCAAGGCCCUUGUGCCCCCGGAUGCAGGGAUGCCCGAGACACUGACGGAUGCCGCCGCUGUGACUGCCAGCGCCCCGAUACCCAGGUAUGCCCCGCCCUCCCUCCGUGCCCCGAGGAGUGCCAGAGGAUUCAGGGCGGCGACGGAUGCCCGACGUGCGUCUGCGGCGACGAAGGGACCCGCGUGUGCCCCGCCGUGGCGUGCCCGAGGGAAUGCUCCUUGGAGAUCGGCGGGGACGGGUGCCAGCGGUGCCAGUGCGAGCGCCCCGGGUUCUGCCCCGCCCUGCGCCCCUGCCUGAGGGGCUGCAUCGAGAGGGACGUCGAGGCCGACUGCUUCUCCUGCAACUGCUCGCUGCCUGACGAAGACCCCGUUGGUCAGCCGGAGCCCUUCGGCCCGGAGCCUUUCGGUCCUGGCGCCUUGGGUCCCUUGGGUCCAGGACCUCUAGGCCAGGGGCCCCUUGGGGGGAGGAGGCCCUUCGAGAACCCUUUCGACAGGCCUUUUGGCAGUCCCUUCGGCAGGCGCCCCCCCUUCCUGGGCGGUCCCUCGAGGCCAUUCCCGCGGUGCCCCUCCCAGCCCCGCCGCUGCCCCCGCGGCUGCCGCAUGGCCAUCACCGCCGAGGGCUGCCGCCAGUGCAUGUGCGGCGACGAUGCCUUCCUGUGCCCUGGCGUCCGGAGGUGCCAGAGCCGGUGCCUCUUCCUCAGCCCCGAGGACCGCUGCUGCCGCUGCGAGUGCCCGAACCAGCGCCCCCGCGGCCGCCCCAGCGUCCGGAUCGAGCCCUUCAUCGGGUCCCUCGGCCCCUUCAGGCCCAACGUGCUUAGGAUCGGCAUUCUGAGGCUAACGCCCUCGGGAGCGCCCGGGGACGUGGCUCCGGGAGACGUCGAGGUCAUAGGUCGUGACCGCACCCCGCCGUUUGCCGAGCGACCUGUGCGGCCAGCUGAAGCUCCCAGGCAACCAGCUGGAGCUCCCAGGCAACCAGCUGGAGCUCCCAGGCAACCAGCUGGAGCUCCCGUGCAGCCAUCUGAGGAGCCCUCGCGACGGGAUCGCUUUCCAAAUCAGCCGGAAGUUCCCAGGCAGCCGGAUGCAGCUCCAGCUCCACCAGCCGAAGCUCCAGAACAGACAGCGGAACUCCCCGCUCCACCAGCUGAAGUUCCCAUGCAACCAGAUCCUGCCCCGCCAGCUGACGCUCCUGCAGAUCCAGCUGAAUCCCCAGAGCAACCAGCUGAACAACCCGCCCAACCAGCUGAACAACCCGCCCAGCUGAACAACCCGCCCAACCAGCUGAACACCCCGCUGAACGACCCGCCCAACCAGCUGAACAACCCGCCCAACCAGCUGAACAACUUUUAUAAACAUAACCAGAAUAGACCGAUUCACCGGUCUGCGAAUACCCUUUGA